Messenger RNA from Leishmania braziliensis MHOM/BR/75/M2904, 1743 nucleotides. RefSeq lists its product as hypothetical. The coding region runs from base 1 to 1743 and encodes 580 amino acids. The transcript has a single exon. The record is from RefSeq and is a predicted model, not a curated record. NCBI's taxonomy places the organism in Eukaryota, Euglenozoa, Kinetoplastea, Trypanosomatida, Trypanosomatidae.
AUGUGCGACGCCGCAGUGUCCUUCUUCCAGCGAGGCUGGCAGGCCACCAAAGAGGAGCUGCAUCGCACCAUUGACAACAUCCGUAGCACCAAGUUGAACCUCGCCCUCCUCUUCGCUGUGUUCUGUGUCUUGUUCGUUAUCGUAGGCAACGUGAUUCUGCUGAUCGCGAUGAAUUUUUGGAUCGCGCAGUUUCCCAGUGAUGCCCUGGCACACAAUUCCAGCCAGAUCGCCAUCCAGGUGGUCACCAUGCUCCUGCUGGUCUUUCUGUUCUCUGCGAUGGCUAGCGCCUUCGCCGUCUUCUAUGGCGCGCUGCCGUUGUGGCACGUACUGGCAGAUCGCAAUCGUGUCGGCGGGCCGUGGUACCGCCUCUUCCUGCUCUUCGCCUCCGGCGCGUCGAACGGCAUCAGCAGCGUUCUGGCCGUGUACGCCAUGACGUACACCCCCGAGUUUAUCCAGGCAGUGCUGCUCUGCUGCAUCCCGUUUAGCGCGCAAGCCUGGACCGUCAUCUUCAUCCCCACUGAGCGCAAGCGCGACUACCUCUCCCUGUGCUUUGUUGCGUCUUUCCUGCUGUUCGUGGCAGGCGUGCUGCUGUCGAGUCUGUCGGCAUUCCUGCACCCCAACGAGCAAGGCGAGAAGGCAUCGUGGGCAUGGGCACUCAUCUACCUUGCGAGCUCCAUCCUCUUCGGGCUGUGGUGCGUGGUGCAACGGCUGUAUCUGGACGCUGUCGCGCGGAAGGUGCCACUGGAGGCAGAGGGCAAGGCAGCGGCGCAGGAUGGAGCUCCAGGCGCACCACGUUGCGCGAAGUCGAGGGAAAACAGCAGCCGCAGUGCAAUCGUGGAAGUCGACGACUCGCCACAUCGGUGGCGUGCUACGAUGGAGGAGACUGGCCGCCAUGGCCCGCAGUGUGGGAAGCUGCGCGACGAGUCUCACACGGAGGAGCCAGACGUCGGCAUGAUAUCAGCCACGACCACGGGUGCCUCACACCUGGCGCACGGUAGUCCCGCCACUGACACAGUGCCCCAGUGCACGAAGACGGACGCCGGUGUCGCGGCGGGUGCCGCCUGCGCCGAGGAAGGCCUACACUUCUCCGACAUGGAGAGUGACAACGAGAUGCCGCUGUCGCCGUCCGCGGAGCUGCUGGUAAAGCGGCACUGGGGCAGCCAGAACGUCGAUGACAACGCCGCCAAGGUGAUGCUUCUCGUGGUGGGCCUGUUGUUCCAGCUGCUGGUCUCCUUUAUUAUGUUUCCGGUCGACGCGAUUCCAUGGUUUGGCACCUCCAGCUCGGUGCUGCACGCGUGGGAAGGCUUCCGCAACUCGAUAGAUUUCAUAUUCGCCUCCUGGAUUCAUGCGCGUCACGGACUUCUUCUUACCCUUGGCUUCGCGAUGAGCUUUGUUGGGUGCACGUACCUGAACGAGCACAGCCCGACGCUGGCCUCGGUGGUGUUGCAGCUCGCCGGCCCCAUCACGUCGCUGAUCAUCAUAAUCAUCCCGCAGUGGAACGUGUACCAGGACAGCAGCAGCGUAGGCCACAAGGUCGGCGGCGUGAUCCUGCUCCUCAUCGCGGCGCUGUUGUACCACCUGUGGGAGCAGCAGUCUCUGCGCGUACUGCUGGCGAAAGCGGAGGAGGCGAAGCGCCGGCGUGAGCGCGCUGCGACUGACGGUGCCGAGGCCACGGAGGAGCGUCUGAUCGACAGGGACGACCGCGCCACGCGUGAGGCGCCGAGCGAGUUUGCUUGCAGAUGA